AGUAUCAACUAUCAAUUACAGCUGAGAGGUGUACUAUAGAUGAUUCAUAAAAAAAAACAUAAUUUGAAAUUUUGAAAUCCCAUUGAUAUUUUAAAAAUAUAAAAUAUUUGGAGUAAUUGGGAAUUAUGGAUGAAGAGUUAGGAGAACUAACAGAAAAUGACUUUAUAAUAGCUCCAGUAAAAUACGAAUAUUUAGAUCACACAGCUGAUGUUCAGUUACACGCCUGGGGUGACACCCUGACUGAAGCUUUUGAACAAUGUGGUAUGGCAAUGUUUGGAUACAUGACAGAACUUCCCUAUGUUCAAAUAAAACAAGUGCACACAAUAGAAGCAUCGGCAGAUGACAUGAUGGGGCUCUUAUAUCACUUUCUUGAUGAGUUAUUAUUUUUAUUUUCUGCUGAACCAUAUUUAAUAUGUAAAAAGUUAAAAAUUAUAGAGUUUAAUACAGAAGAGUUCAGAAUAGUUUGUAAAUGUUAUGGUGAAGAGUUUGAGAUUGGAAAACAUCCUCAAGGAUCUGAAGUUAAGGCAAUAACUUAUUCAGCAAUGCAAAUAAUUGAAGAACCAAAAGACAAUAAGUUUGAGGUAUUUGUGAUCAUUGAUAUUUGAGAAAUUAUUAUAAAUUUCAUAAUA
Messenger RNA from Pieris rapae (cabbage white), 629 nucleotides. It is a transcript of the gene Archease, whose product is annotated as protein archease-like. NCBI's taxonomy places the organism in Eukaryota, Metazoa, Arthropoda, Insecta, Lepidoptera, Pieridae. The record is from RefSeq and is a predicted model, not a curated record. Bases 126 to 605 code for a protein of 159 amino acids. Gene Ontology annotation, biological process: tRNA splicing, via endonucleolytic cleavage and ligation. The transcript has 3 exons. Gene Ontology annotation, cellular component: tRNA-splicing ligase complex.